Schistosoma rodhaini is the source of this 5565-nucleotide messenger RNA. The record is from the annotation of a GenBank genome assembly. Lineage: Eukaryota; Metazoa; Platyhelminthes; Trematoda; Strigeidida; Schistosomatidae.
UUGAGGUCUGAACAUCUACAAGCAGGUUGAAUACAUAGUUUAAUCAUGAAUUCAUACAUGAAUCAGAAGUGAGGUGACGUUCUUUAUUUUUUGGUCUGCAUUUUAAUGCGUCUCAAUGACUGGCGGUUAGUUCGUAUGGCAUUAGACUAUGGUUCGUCAGUUCACUCUUGGAGCCUUUUGCCUUACCAUAUUGUAAAACAUAUAUACAGUUAUUUAGGCGAUGAAGUCGUUUACGUUUCUACCGUAUGCAAACGCUGGCGUGGGGUCGCAUACACCGAUAAAUUUGUAUGGAAUAAACUACAUAUAUGUCCUCCUAAUUUUCCAGAAGUUGAAGCUUUCAAGAAUCAGAUUAUCCCCUUGAAAAUUUGUGACGAGAUUACUCUUGAAUUUGAUCCAGGGGAUGAGUCUCAUGUUGCUGUUUUGGAAUACACACUGAAUGCUUUGUGCUCGAAUGCUGGAAUACAUUCCAUAUCCCUACGACCGACAUUAAGACUUUUAUACAAUAAGUCCUCUUCAAAUAUCUCGAACCGGCUUUCAAAUAAAAUAAUAAAUGCUUUAUGCGACGUCAUUAUGAAUGCUAAAUGUUUAAAACAUUUUUAUUGGGGUGGAACUUAUUGUGGAAGUUAUGAAGUCAGCCGUGUAUUACAAUCAUUGGCAAAAAGUCAAAAGCAUAAUUUAUUAUCACUACAAAUUAUCAGAUUAUUUCAAAUCAAUCAAUCCAUGUCAUAUUUGAAUACAAGAUUAUUUAUAUUUUCCAACCUCAACCAGUUUUCUAUUAAUUACCUAAAUCUUUCGGAGGAUAUACUUUUAAUUUUAUCGAAGAAUUCAAACCAUCUUCGUAUUUUGAAACUUUUUGUACAAAAUAAUGUUCAAAAUCUUCCUAUUAUUCGAAAUCAAAUUUGGAGACAUGUGCAUGAAAUACUUCCUAAUUUUCGUGUGACUUUAUUCCUAAUUUGUGUAAAUGAUCUCAAACAAUCAACAGUCCAUUCGGAUUCAACCAAUCAACGAAUGUCUUUCAUACAAAAUACUACUCAAGAACUUGAUAAUCAUUUACCACCAUCAUCAUCAUAUUCAUCGAUGUCAUCAUCUUGUUCUGUCACCUCUACAUCCUCAUCGCCGACGUCUUCAUCUUCACCGCAUAUACCGGUGCAUUGUCGACUGGAAAAUGAACGUGAACAACACUUAAGCGAGUAUCAUCAUCCAUAUGGUGAACAGAAUCAAAUUUAUCAAUUACUUUCAACCAAACUUUUGCCUUCUGCUUUGCCUUUAAAUUCAAUUUAUAUAUACUAUUGUAAACCACAUCCAUUGUCUUAUCUUAUACAAUAUUUAAUGGAUACAUUUCCUAUGAGUUUAGAGCAUUUCUAUCUAAUUGAUACUUUCAAUAUAAUAUCUGUGAUGUCAAACAAUUCUAACGGUAUUUUACAUAAUAAUUCUCAUUAUACGGAAUAUACUACCAUUACCACUAGUAGUAAUGAUAAUAGUAGUGAUAGUAUUAAUAAUAAUGGCAAUAUCAUUAGAUUUAUUGCCAAUACACCAACAACGUCUUAUGAUGCUGUUGUUAAUUAUGAUAACUACGACUGUGUUGACUCUGAUUAUCAGUCGAUGUUCAGUUCUUAUUCAUCACAUUCAUUAUUACUGGAUAGUACAAGUGAUUUUGAUAUAUUGAGCUGUGAUUCUUCUUAUGAUCUAUUUGAUUAUGAAGAUAAAAGUUGUAGUAACAAUAACUAUUACUCAGGUAAUUUUUUGCUACCUGUUUCAACCAGUCUAUCUUUAACUUCAUCAUCUUCAUCUUUACCGGUACCAUCAGGGUCAUGCUUGUCUGAUGAUCAAAUACAUCAAUCAUUGGUAGCACCAGUUUCACUUCAUAAGAUGCUUGAACAAACUGAAUACUCUUCUAAUUCAGAAAUUAUAUCAAAAAAUGAGAUUGAUAGUUUGAGCAUAAUAAAAUCCGCUUUAUGUGAGGAAAGUGCUAUCAAUAAGGGUGGUUGUAGUGAUACAAGCGUUGUAUCUCAUCCAGCGCUCAUUUCUACUCGUGAUAGUAUCAAUACAACUAAUGCCAAUGUUAAUGAUUGUUGUGAUUAUUUACCUUACGAUCGUAAUUAUUAUCCCAAUUUUUCCGAGGCUCCACAAUCAUCUACUUCAUCAAAUCUAGUUUUUUACUCACCAAAUUUGUAUAAAGCGCCUGAUGAUGUCAAUCCUGAUCCGUUUGUCAUGUUAGCAUGGAGAUGUCAACAAUUGUCGCAUUUUACACUAAUUGGUUAUUGGUUUAAUAUUGUGGAUAUGAAAGCUUUUACAGCUCUUCGUGGCACAUCACUUAAAUCUUUUCGUAUUCCUAGUUGUUGUAUUUCUAUUGAUGAUCAAUCUUGGCCAUUUAAUUUGGAUGAGAAUUUAAAUGAAGUAAGUAAUUGAAAUAUCAAAAUAAAACGAUGUUAUCAGUAUCUAAUUAAUUUAUCUCUACAUGUUAAAUGAAAGCAUAUAACAAAGUAGUAACCUGUCCAUUACAUCUUCUGUUCAAGAAUAUUUACUACAAGCGAUGUGUAUUAUAGAUUAUUAAAUCAACAUGAAUCUUGGUGAAAUAAGUCAUUCAGUCAUACGCAUGCUUCAGUCUGGGCACCUGGGCAGUAUCACAGCCCUCACACAAAUCGAAUGAGAUUUGUGAGGCGCAUAUUUAUCUGGUGCUUCCCUGUACCAAUAUUUAUGUGUUUAAAUAAAUAAAUAAAAUAAAUACGCAACGUAAAUAACGUUACACAUACGUGCGAGAUAAAAUUAUUUCGAAAUAAAUUAAAGAGUAGUAAACAGUUUCAGUGGUGUUAGAAAGGAUUAGGUAGAGAAAAAGAAAAAAACGGUAUGCGAAAAUUUCGAGACUCGAAUUCUGAGGGAAGACUAGGAGUGAAUUUGUUCGAUUUACUAAAUCUUCAAACAUUUGAUAUUGUAGCAUAGUAUUCACAACUCCCAACUAGUGGCUCUUAUGAAUUUGAAUCACUCCAUUUAUAAAGGUAUAGAUAUUCGGGUAAAAACUUUUCAACUUAUACAUAAAAUUGCUACAACUCAUAAGUUGGUCUACGAAACUGAAGAUAGUUGGUGACUUAUUAGCUUAUCCUAACGAAAAGAGAUGUUUUUUGUUAUUGAGAACUGCCUUGAUAUGACUCUUUGUACUCUACACAUAAAUGAGAAAUUAUGUCACAAAAAGCAGGUUGAUUCGUAUUAAAUGUACACGGUAGUAGAAAUUAGUUUUAAUCUUUCUUUUUCAUACCAUUAUAACAUUGAGUAUUGUGAUUUUGACUAAACUGAAGUUGUUUUUGACAGAAAAAAACAAGUGAUAUAAUACGUUUUGUCAAUUCAUCAUCAUUUUUUCUCUCUUUAUCGUAUUCCUCAAUGAUAUUUUCAUUUUGAUGUCAUUUUCGAAAUUACCUCUCAUAUGUUUUCUAUAUCUUAAAUUGAUUAGAACUGAAAUAAUGAUUGUAUUUGAAAUUGUUUCUAUAACUUUAAUCAUAUAAUAAACGUAAUUAAGAAAGGCAUUAAAUAAACGUUUCUAGGUUUAUUCACUUUUUACGGAUUGUGACUUAUGGUUGCUCUCACAUGGCCACGAGUAUGUAGCCUCUGCCAGGGAAGUCCCACUCACUGCCUUCUCGCGGCGGGGGUGUUGUUUACGAAAUUGAGAGGACGAAAAUCGAAUGUCCGGCGCUAUAACCGGGUUGGUGGACAUGAAAAGUCUACCUAGGGGAGUUGGAAAACCCUGAUUACAAACCAAUGGUGCAGAUGGGCUCCAGGAUCCUGAAAGAACAAAUGGCGUAUGAACCAAUUAUUUGGUCACCGGCUACCAUGGGACUGCAUCUCCUCACGAUGCUCCACUGCCUUGUGGAUCAGAAAUUCAGGUCAAAGGCUCGGGGCGUGGCCCCCUAAGAAAACCAUAUGCUUCAGUUUGGGCACCUGAGUGGUAUCUCAGCCCUCACACAAAUCAAAUAAGAUUUGUGUUGCGCAUAUGUAUCUUAUGCUUCCUUUUACCAAUAUUUAUGUCCUCAAAUAAUAAUAAUAAUAAUUACCUAACUCAUAUAAUCUGCUUUAGGUAGAGUUUAUUUCAAAGCGAUGACAUAAUAGUAUAGUUCAAAGUUGAAUAGUGUUUGAAGUAAUCCACUAAUGAAUACUACAGCUAGAUUAAAUAAGAAAUUUUUAAAUAAACUAAAAUACAAGAGCGUAGAACAUUUUUUGAAUGAAUACAUCCUUUUACGUUGUAAUAACUAAAUGAUUAGGAAUGAAUAACAAGAAAUUAACGAAAGUUUAAAAUUUUUUAAUUAAAACAAGUCUUGGGAUAUUCAUAACUUAAUGUAAACCACCACUUCUUCGGAUAAUAAAAAUCAAUAAAUUAACACAAGUUUAUAUAGUACGAAGGGUUGUUACUUUAGUUCUGCCAUUUCAUCAUGACACAACUGAAGAAUUACAAAGAAUCCUUAGAUCAUACAGUAUUAAUGAACUCUAUAAAACAAUGAGUACUCUUUGAAAUUCUUUAGUUCAAAUACAAGAUAAAAUCCUUAUUACUUCAACACAGUCUUCUCAUGAAAUCAUGAUUAGUAUCAAAGAACACACAAAAAUACUUACAAAUAACCCUGUAGAACUAGAAAGUAGAAAAGAAGGUUUAACUAUCCAUCCAACAUGGACCAUUUAUUCAAAUAUCCGUACAACUAAUUCUCUUCACAUUUCACACCACUAACAAACAUAUUUCUAACGUUACUCUUCCACAUUACAAAUAUCACAUUUUCCACACCCACAAACAUACAUAAUUACACACAGCUAGGUUUCAUACAAAAAAGGUAACCUUGACUGAAAUGAGAUAAUGUUAAUAUAAUCAAUCCUAUUUUAAUUGUGAUUGUUCUGAAAAUAUUCUGCUUUAUGUCCUUUAUGGUAUUUAGAUUUGUGUUAAUUUGGUUCGUUUAUUAUUUUUAUUCUCGAAUUUUGCGAUAACCAUAUUACUAUUCAAUCAUUGAGUUGGUAAAAUUCGAUUAUUCACAUUCCUCAGUGAAUUUCCGGAAGUUUUAUUCUGAAAUCUUAAUUUAUGAAGGCGAAAAUGAUGCAUUUAUUCAAAUGUAACAUUGAGUAAUUUCAUAUUAUUUCACGGAUUAAUUGAAAUUAGAAAAAUAUGUACCAUAGAAUUUCGGCUUAACGACUGAAUGUUAUGAUGCUCAAUGAUAAAAUUUAAAGGUGGUGAGUAUGUACUACCAGAAUAUGAAGCUUUAUUGAGAUAGUUUUACUAUAGUCCUCCUAUUUGUAAUGAUUUUUCAGUUAAAAUGGCUAGGAACUUCCCCACUGCUUCAAAAUAAUACAUUUAAAGUGCUAUGUUUGAAGUGAUUCCGAGUUCAUCUACCCUGUGAACGGAACGAAGACCCAGUGACACGAUAACCAAUAAGCUAGGUAUCCCGAUGUGUCCCAGCCCCGCUAACUAGAGAGAUAAGUCCAAGUUCUGAAGAGGGAAUAUAUAUUCCCAAAGCAGCCAGAAACACGAACAACAACAAGGAGCACAAUUCAAGCGUAUAUAGAGCAUAAAAGUGUCCUUGGGAAGCGUUACAAAAU